Morchella importuna is the source of this 861-nucleotide messenger RNA. RefSeq lists its product as uncharacterized. NCBI's taxonomy places the organism in Eukaryota, Fungi, Ascomycota, Pezizomycetes, Pezizales, Morchellaceae. The transcript has a single exon. Gene Ontology annotation, biological process: DNA integration. Gene Ontology annotation, molecular function: nucleic acid binding. Bases 1 to 861 code for a protein of 286 amino acids. The record is from RefSeq and is a predicted model, not a curated record.
AUGAGCUUUCUCAAUGUGAAGCUGAAGAUGUCCACUUCUUUCCACCCCCAAACUGACGGCCAGACAGAAAGAGUUAACCAGACCCUGGAACAUUACUUGCGGAGUUAUUGUUCAUAUCAACAGGAUGACUGGGCAGACCUCUUGCCUUUGGCAGAGUAUGCAUACAACUCGGCAGUCUCUGAGUCUACCAAAGUAUCAGCUUUCUAUGCCAACUAUGGUUAUGAACCCAGGACCAACUGGCCGGCCCCAAAGGAAGGUGUUGAAUGGAAUAAUACAGCAAGCGAGGUCAUGGUAUCUCAAUGGGAAUCUAUCUGGCAGGCUAUGAAUGCAAGCUUGGGAAAGGCUAGACUAAGGAUGACCCGGUGGUAUGAUGCACAUGCCCUGGAACCACCUGAAAUCAAGCCUGGAGAUGAAGUCAUGCUAGACCGGUGCAAUGUGCAAACGAAGCGACCAUUGGGAAAAUUGGAUCAGAAGAAGAUGGAACCCUUCAAGGUCUUAGAAGCUAUUGGUACCUGUGCCUACAAGCUCUCUCUUCCCCCGCCGAUGGGAAUCCACCCUGUCUUCCAUGUGUCUCUCCUAGAACCCUAUAGAGCACCAGUAGACCCUGAGAGAAGAGUUCCCCCACCGGAACCUGAGGAAAUUGCAGGAGAACAGAACUGGAUAGUUCGGGAAGUAGCUGAUAGCCGAGUCAAUAAGAAGAGGAGAAGAGUGGAAUACCUGGUGCUGUGGGAAGGUUAUGAGAAUGAGGACGCUACAUGGGAACCAUGGGGACAUCUCAGAAAGAGUGCUGAGGAAGUCCUCCGGGAUUUCCACAUGAGGUAUCCUAAGAAGCCAAGAGACAAAAGGCCUCUGGGCCACUAG